AUGCAAUCCAACGAGGAGACGUGGAGCCGGGACGCGGCCACGCUGUACGCCACGCCUCUGUCGUCGCGACGCCAGCGGCCGCAGUCGGACUGGCAGACGGCGCCCCUGGGCGGCUGGGACUCGACGCCGCCGCGGCGGCACCGCUCGCAGCUGACGCUGAGAACCACGUCGCCAGCGCCCGCCAGCGACGCAGGAUGGUCCCAGGAGGUGCGUCGCCCCUACCUUGGCUGGCGCUCUCUGGAGCGUCUCUCGCGCCGCCCCUGGACGCCCGAGGAGCGCCUCGCCGCCAGUCUGCUGGAGCGCAGCGGCCGCUCCACCCCCGCAUCCAGCAAAGAAGCAUCUGCCCCCAAUAAGCAGAGCACCAGCACUCACCGGACCCAGACAUCUGAUGCCGACGCUUCGCGAGUAAGAACCGCCGCGUCAUCCCUCCGUAGCGAACCAGUGGAUACCUCGACGCCUCCAGCCACCAGUGGUCGCACAGAACAGACGACUGACAAUCACAGGCAGUCCAAAGAACUCUCUCCUUUGUCGAGACGCGUCACUACACUGACCGUAACAGUAAAUGAGCGUAAUCGGGACGCAGAGACUCCCUCCUCGUCUGGAAGCAAAUCUGCCGAAUUCAGUGAUAUGUCUACUGGCAGCCUCGAACAGAGGUCAGCUGAGGAAGACUGUAGUCGGAAGCGGCACAUUGGGUAUGAGAAUUCUGAACAUUUACAACAGGAUACACUGCCCAGUGUCAGUAAUUAUCCUGAAGUAAAAUCUCAAAAGAGUCCACAGCACAAAGGACUGCCUUUGUCCACGCAGAUCAAGACACUGCCUGUAAGGACAACUGAACCUGCUGAAGACUUGGCUCUUGCAUCACACAAUUACCCCUCCAAGGUCCAAGACCAACCCAAUGAUCUACAACAUUUCCCAUCAGCUGAAGGGGACACUGUCUCAAGAGGAAUGACACCCGAUCUUACAUCUCGGGAUAUGAGAGAAGAGAAAGGUACCACACUGAAGCAUCAAUAUCAAAAUGGGCCAACACAGUUACUCACACAGCUCAAGGCGCUGUCUGUAACAACUCAUUACAAUAACGACGGCGACAAUUUGUCUGCCAAGGCUAACGACAAGCAUUUUCCAGCUAGAGAUCUGUUGGCGAGAUCGUACGACACAGUGCCGCUUAACGCGAGUAACGUGCCAACGUCUGCCAAUACAACUUCGGCACCGGUCCCAGCCAGUGGGGAAGAUUACUAUCGUACUACAAAUCACGUGAAUUUGACAAAGUCACCAUUGCUGCGCGAGCGCACCUUCACCAUAGAUCAAAGUAUCGUUUCCGCCAAUGGAGACUUCAGAACGAAACAGUUGCCGACGGUGGAGCUGCGCACACGGUCUCUUGAGGUUACUCUCCCACAAAGAGUGACGACUAAUGAUACUUCUCGCAAGGUGUCGAUUCAAGAACAGUUCUGGGUCGCUGAAGAUCAUACACCGAGUGCAGUACAAGAGGAUCCGUCUCUCUUAAUUUUGCCGCUGGUUAAACAAACUGUGGCAACCGUUCCAGCAGCACACAGCAGCUCGAUUAGUUCCAGUAUCGCAAACAGGAAAUCUACGCCAACUUUCCCCACCUCUUCUCCCAUCAAAGCAUCACCAGGUGCUGCAAUUGACACUAAGACGUUACCGUAUCCAGUACAGCUUGAUUACGUCUCCAACACCAACUCUCCCUCUUCUUCUGGGGCAAAAACGUUCGAUGUCAACCAGCUGCGAUCUGUAGAGCUCCGAACUCGAUCUGUUGAGAUACCUUUACCUCAGGUAACUUCUGUUAUUGCAGACCCAGCGGAUUCCGAUUUCUCGCCGUCUGCUGCCGCUAAGAAUACUUCAGUACCCAAUAUCCUGGAAGGUUCUUCCCUGUCAUCCGCGGUCAGUCGAGCUAUAUCUAUGCCUCCAGUGCCACGCGACCGAACAUUUUGUAUCGAAUCUCCUUCUGUGCCCCUUAAGGGCACUUCUACCUUCAGACAGUUACCUCCUGCUGAAUUCCAAAGCCCAUCAUCUGACGUAACCCUGGUUCAGAGAGGAAGUACUGUAGCUACUGCGAGGCCUUAUUCCCAUCGCCAGGAAACCGAACCUGUACCAUCCGGACUCAAUCAUAGACAUUCGGUGCCUGCUUCUCCACUUGUCGAAACUUCGCUGACGACCAUUCAUGUGACACCAUCGCCUGUAGUGGCAGAGUACCGAUCAGUCUAUUCCGACACAAGUCCUCUUUUAGGCAGGAAGCCGUUCACUGUCAAUCACGUGGAGGCUCCCGGUGGGUAUCGCACGAAAAGCUCAGCCAAAGACACCAAAUCCCGGGAGGUUUCACUCUCUUCUGCGUUGCCGACACCUUUCGAGCCAAUGCCGAUUUCGCAAAGUAAAAUACCUGUACCCACUGCGUCCAAACCAUCUUCUGAAAAGGAAACUGCAGUAACUGCACAAAUGGACACGUCUCACAGACCGCUCAAUCACAUUCAGCCCACUGAACGUACACAAAAAUUCUCGCUUCCUGCGACUUCCGUGAUACGGCGUCCUUCUUACAGGGUAGCCACAAGAAACGAACUGAAUCCAAGUUACAGAAAAAAACGAUCCGCCGCAGGUGUGAACACGGUUGGUGACGUGAUUUCUACGUCAGUUACAUCGCCAACUGAGAAUUCUUUUUCCAAGACAGCACCAAUAGUAAAGCCGCCACGCCUCCGCACCAAGGAUAAUUCCACGACCACACCAAAACCGCUUACACGGCAGAAACACACACUGGCGGCACAAACGGUGCAACGCUCAGACAAUGUAGGACCAGUUACACACAACACAGAGCUUCAUCUUCCGAACGGCGUGUCUCCGCUGCCAUACUCGGCACUUAGAAUUCUUGACUCUCAGCGUCCUACAAACACCACGUCUGUAUCAUUCAAACUUCCUGUUUCCUCCGAAUCAAACACACCUGCCUCUAAACAGUCGAUGCCGUCACUCCAGAACAUUCCCAAUCCAACUCUUCUGACACCUCUUAAGUAUAAACCAUGUACAACAACAGACCUGUAGCGCUUCCACUCAUCUUCCAGUGAUACUUUCGUCGAAGAGGACUUUCUGUUAUCAGCCGUGGCCUAUAGAGUGGACAUAAAACCUGUGAAGUUCUCAUGUCGGAGGUGACGAGGGCACCUAUUGAGAGAUCUGGUACGCUGGAUGUGUUCCCUCCUGUUUUUCCUGACUGUGCAGACGAUACUCUUCUGCCUCUUUCCGUAUGUUAAAUGUGUUUUAUGGAAGAAAUUACUAUCACGAAUAUGUUUUCAAAAUUUCAACAUAUUUUUCCAGAUACCAGCAGAUUCCACACCCAUGUAAAUGACAUACAAGCAAUGAAGGAGGAAAUGAUGUAUGUCGAAUAUAUGUACUUACGUGAUUGUAAUUUACUAUUUGUAUAGAAAUGAAGAGUUCUGGCACAAAUAAUUCAUUAGCGUAACAAAUAUUGUAAU
Messenger RNA from Schistocerca piceifrons (Central American locust), 3470 nucleotides. Its product is annotated as mucin-4-like. The transcript has 2 exons. The record is from RefSeq and is a predicted model, not a curated record. Bases 1 to 3042 code for a protein of 1013 amino acids. NCBI's taxonomy places the organism in Eukaryota, Metazoa, Arthropoda, Insecta, Orthoptera, Acrididae.